This is a messenger RNA of Ustilaginoidea virens, 231 nucleotides long. RefSeq lists its product as uncharacterized. The record is from RefSeq and is a predicted model, not a curated record. NCBI's taxonomy places the organism in Eukaryota, Fungi, Ascomycota, Sordariomycetes, Hypocreales, Clavicipitaceae. The transcript is spliced from 2 exons. The coding region runs from base 1 to 231 and encodes 76 amino acids.
AUGCCGAGUUAUCCUUUCAACCAUGAAUCACAAAUUCGCGUAAGCCGCUCAAGUCGACCAACAUACAAAAUUGUGCCCUGGGAUCCCGAUUUUGGGGUGUCCAGGGUAUCAAGAGGCAACAAGCAAGCAGAUGGUAAGAUCACCAUGGAUAAAACUCUGCGCGUGGAAGAGCUUUCAAAUGGCCUCAGGGAUAUAUUCGGGUUUGCCCCAUCGCUUGAGAAAAACCCAUGA